AUGGGCUGGCCCUAUCGCUUCGUCACCCUCUCCGACGAGGAAAAGGCCCUCCGUCGCAAAGCCCUCGACACCUACGCCGCCAAAUCCCACCUGUCCCUCUUCCUCCCACCACUCCUCUUCCUCAUCAUCCGCCUCGUCCUGCUCGUCAUCGACCGCGUGCAGAGGAAGCAGCAGGCCCAGCAGGGAGGACGCUACCAGUCCGUCCCCGGCUCGCCCAUCGCCAAAGCCCAUCGUCUCGGGAACUGGGGUCUCCUGCGCGAGCGCGUCGUCAAGAUCGGGUGGUGGCUCGAGGAUGACAUCUUCCGCGGCGACGAGAGCUGGGGCCAGAGGGGCGAAUGGAUCCUAGGCCUCGGAUGGCUGGCCUGGCUACUCACACUGUGCGUCCUCGACACGGGCCACGACUUUCUCCAUCUCACCAAGCGCUUCGGCCUCGUCGCCUGCGCGCAGCUGCCGGGGCACUACCUCCUCUCGCUCAAGUCGCCCGUGAACCCGGUGGCGCUCGUGUUCCGCACGUCGCACGAAAGGUACAACCGGUACCAUCGCGUUCUGGGCCGGGUGCUGUACGUGCUCCUCGCGCUGCACGUGGCCUUUUACAACUACUAUCUGUGGACGAGCGGGAUAUGGCUCAAGCGCAUGCUGGCGCCCGUUGUCUUCGCAGGCGUCGUCGCCUCCAUGGGUCUCCACGUUCUGAGUGUCACCUCCAUGACGGCUGUAAGGCGGUACUCGUACCGCCUCUUCUUCAUUACGCACCUCGUCACGGCCUUGUCGCUGCCAACCUUGAUCUUCUUCCACGCCCCAAGCGCAAGGGUGUACCUCGUUGAAGCACUCGUCAUCUUCAUCUGCGACCUCGCUGCGCGCAAGCUGUAUACGACCCCCGCCACCUCCAAGUUGGAAAAGAUUCCUGGAACAGAUCUCGUCAAGAUCGUGGCGACGGUCCCGCACAACAAGAUGGCCAAGUUCCAGGCUCGCCCGGGCUCGCACGUCUAUAUCAAUCUCCCCGCUGCGUCACGCCCCUCCCAGAAAGCCCUAUCGCCCAAUUCCCUACUGUACGAGUUCAUCUUCAACCCCUUCACCGUCGCGUCCGUCCAGGAAGACGCCGGUACACUGACAUUGGUGGCACGGUCGCGGGACGGUCCCUUGACGCGGUAUCUCAGCACCCUGUCAUCCCUUGACAUCAACAUCGAAGGCCCGCACGGCGCGGCGGGCAAGUAUCUGCAUCGCACGCUCUCGGGCCAGUAUGACAGGAUACUGCUUCUAGCGGGUGGUGUGGGUGCCACUUUUACAGUCCCUGUCUACCGGGCCAUCCUCAAGGACAACCCGAGCGCAAAGGUCAGCAUGGUGUGGGCAAUCCGCUCCGCAGCAGAUGCCACAUGGGCACCCGAGGUGUUGACCGAUGACAAUGUGCAGUUGUUCCUCACGGGUGACAUGGGCCUAGCGCCCGGUUCGGAGCGGAGUGUCGCUGCCGAGUCGAUAGAGAUGUCGGGUAGGAAUAGGAAAAGACCUGAUGUGGGUAGAAUCGUGGAUGAAACUUUCAGCAAAGGCCGCGAGGAGAGUGUCGCCGUGCUCGUCUGUGGUCCAAAAUCCAUGAGCAAGGAAGCCCGACAAAGUGUAGGAGCCUGGGUGAUGAAGGGCCGCAAGGUGUGGUGGCACGACGAGGCGUUUGGUUGGUAG
Molecule: messenger RNA, 1671 nt
Organism: Emericellopsis cladophorae
Lineage: Eukaryota; Fungi; Ascomycota; Sordariomycetes; Hypocreales; Bionectriaceae
Exons: 1
Coding region: 1-1671 (556 amino acids)
Biological process (GO): intracellular iron ion homeostasis; copper ion import; iron ion transport
Cellular component (GO): plasma membrane
Molecular function (GO): ferric-chelate reductase activity
Source: RefSeq, a predicted model, not a curated record